This is a messenger RNA of Calidris pugnax (ruff), 2820 nucleotides long. RefSeq names its product hephaestin like 1 (gene HEPHL1). Bases 16 to 2820 code for a protein of 934 amino acids. The transcript has 17 exons. Gene Ontology annotation, biological process: iron ion transport. Gene Ontology annotation, cellular component: plasma membrane. The record is from RefSeq and is a predicted model, not a curated record. NCBI's taxonomy places the organism in Eukaryota, Metazoa, Chordata, Aves, Charadriiformes, Scolopacidae. Gene Ontology annotation, molecular function: ferroxidase activity; copper ion binding.
AACGCUUUUGCCCUGAUGUUUAGCAUUGUAGAUGAAAACUUCAGCUGGUACCUCGAUGAGAAUAUAAACACCUUCUGCUUAGAACCAGAUACAGUUGACAAAGAGGAUGAAGGUUUCCAGACCAGCAACCGAAUGCAUGCUAUUAACGGUUAUAUUUAUGGCAAUCUCCCCGGCUUGGAGAUGUGUGCUGACACUUCCAUGUCCUGGCACUUGUUUGGCAUGGGAAGCGAGAUAGACAUCCACGCCGCGUAUUUCUAUGGCCACACGUUCACUAACAGAGACCAGCGGGCAGAUGUCGUCGGUCUGUUCCCAGCAACAUUCAUCACAGCAGAGAUGACUCCUGGGAGCCCCGGGAGGUGGCUGAUAACCUGCCAGGUUAAUGAGCACUUACGAGGUGGCAUGGAGGCACUGUAUGAUGUUCAGAUCUGCCAAAAAAACCUGUCUCGGCCUUCACCACUCAGUCACACGAGAAGAUAUUAUAUCGCUGCUGAAGAAGUGCUGUGGAAUUAUGGACCUGACGGUUAUGAUAAAUUCACUGGGCAGGGUUUAAAUGCCACUGGCAGUGAAUCUGCAAUAUAUUUCACACAAGGGACUGACAGAAUAGGAGGGCAAUACUGGAAAGUUCUCUAUGUGGAAUAUACUGACGCAACGUUCAGUAAGAAGAAGAUUCGGUCGGAGGAUAUGAAGCACCUGGGAUUGCUUGGCCCUGUUAUAAAAGCUGAAGUGGGAGACACAGUGCUAGUUACUUUUUCCAACAAAGCCAAAAGGAGCUAUAGCAUUAUGGCCCAUGGUGUAAGCUUCAGCAAGAUGUCGGAAGGUGCUCCCUAUGUAGAUGGCUAUCUGAAGCCAGGAGCCCAUGUUAAGCCAGGUGAAACCUUCACGUACAAAUGGAGGGUGCCUGCAAAUGGAGGUCCAACAGAGAGUGACGCCCCGUGCCUGACCUAUCUGUACUACUCAGCCACCGAUGCCGUCAAGGACACCAACUCCGGCCUUGUGGGGCCUUUGCUGGUCUGUCGGAAGAACGCCCUGAAUCAUGAUGGGACACAGAAAGGAAUAGACAGAGAAUUUUACCUCCUCUUUUCAAUCUUCGAUGAGAAUGACAGCUGGUAUCUGCACAAAAAUAUUGAAGCAUUUACUGGAGACCCUUCAAAAGUAGAUGAAAACAAUCCAGAUUUCAAGGAAUCCAACAAAAUGCAUGCUGUCAACGGCUACUUGUUUGGUAACCUGCCGGGCCUGGCCAUGUGCAAGGACGACAAGGUCUCCUGGCAUCUCAUUGGGAUGGGCAGUCACUACGACAUGCACGGGGUUCAUUUUCAAGGAAACACCAUCGACCUGCGAGGGACGACGAGGGACGGGCUGGCCUUGUUUCCUCAUUUGUCGGGGACAGCGCUGAUGCAGCCAGACCGUGUGGGCACAUUCAAAGUGGUUUGCAGGACUUUUGAUCACUUUGUGGGUGGGAUGAAACAUCUCUACGAGGUGAGCAGCUGCCGUAAUACCACCCGAGCCCAGCAGCAGCUUGGAGCCAUGAGGCUCUACUACAUCGCCGCGGAGGAGGUGGAGUGGGACUACGCCUCAAAUAAGAGCUCGGCACCAAAGAUUUACAACAUCAGCAGUAAUGAGGAAAGCUACGGGCGUGUUUUCCUGAGCCAAGCGGAAGAUAUGAUCGGUUCAAAAUACAAGAAGGUGGUUUACAGGGAGUACACAAACGGCAACUUCACACAGCGCAAAGUGAGGACAGAGGAGGAGGAACACUUGGAAAUCCUGGGGCCUCUACUCCAUGCUGAGGUUGGUGACUCCGUCCUGAUAGUAUUUAAGAACAAAGCCAGCAGGCCUUAUUCCAUAAGUGCACAUGGCAUAGAAGAAGUAGGUUGUGAAGAACAACCUGAUACACCGAUUACCCUCCCUGGGGAAAUAAACACCUACAGGUGGAACGUCCCAGAACGAUCCGGCCCUGGCAAAACAGAUCCCAACUGCAUCACUUGGGUUUAUUAUUCAACAGCGAAUUUUGUGAAGGACACAUACAGCGGUCUGAUUGGGCCUCUUGUAGUUUGCAGAAAAGGAAUUCUAGAUGAAAGAGGUCUAAGGAAGGACAUCGAUCGUGAAUUUACCCUUCUGUUUAUGGUGUUUGAUGAAAAUGAAUCCUGGUAUUUGAAAGAAAAUAUUGAAACAUACCUUCAUAAGAAUCCUGAUGAUUUUAAUUCCACUAAGAACUUUGUAGAAGGCAACAGCAUGCAUGCAAUCAAUGGGAAGAUUUAUAACGGUCUCCUGGGUCUAACGAUGAACCAAGGUGAUAGGACAAACUGGUAUUUGAUAGGAAUGGGCAACGAAGUGGAUGUACAUACAGUCCACUUCCAUGCACAGACCUUCAUCUUUAAGACGGAUAAGGACCACAGAGGAGACGUGUACGACCUUUUCCCUGGGACUUUCCAGACAGUUGAGCUUGUAGCAGAAAACCCUGGAACAUGGCUUCUGCAUUGCCAUGUAGCCGAUCACAUCCAUGCUGGCAUGGAGACGACCUACACCAUCAAUAAAUCAGAGCGGAAAGCUCCUUCAGAAGGAGGAGUCACGACUGCAGCAUAUGAUACAAAAACUGCAAAAAAUAGGACCACUGCAAAGGAUUAUGACAGCAAAGGGGACAACCUUUUUGGCAGAACUUUGAGUUCUGGAGAAGCCAGCUUGAUACUUGCAGUGUCAUUUUUCAUUGGACUUGUUCUGCUGUCAACAGCAUUAACCUUCUUCUGCCUCGUCACUCGCCGAGGAAACAGGAUCCAUUAUACGGCUCUGCAUGACAAAAGUGCACUUCUAGCAGAUUCCCUGUAA